Telopea speciosissima is the source of this 1810-nucleotide messenger RNA. RefSeq lists its product as uncharacterized. NCBI's taxonomy places the organism in Eukaryota, Viridiplantae, Streptophyta, Magnoliopsida, Proteales, Proteaceae. The record is from RefSeq and is a predicted model, not a curated record. The transcript has 3 exons. The coding region runs from base 124 to 1698 and encodes 524 amino acids.
CAACGGGUAACCCCAUCAAUUCUGUUCAAGAGGGUUUAUUACGCCGAACCCUUUAGUUGUUCUGGGAACCCAUGAGAGGAAAUCCAAAUUUUCGCCGACCCUUUCCUGUUUUUUAGUGUUAUUAUGGAUCUUAAUUCCGAUAUCCUUGAAAUUAGUUCUGAUGAAGACGGCGCUUGGGACGAGCGCAGCUUCGAUAAUCUUGAUUGGAUCUCCGACUUGCUUGAUACCGGUGGUUGUGAAACUGAAGAUUCUGAUGAUGUGGUAUUUGUGAGCGAGAGGCAGAGUUCCAAGCCUGCAAACAGACCGAAAUUGACCUCUGGGGAUGAUUCGGACGAUGAUUGCACUAUAUUGGAUGGUGACCCUGAGAACCCAGUUGCAGCUGUAAAUGACUCAGCGGAUGGAUCGGAUGAGUUGCUCAUUGUCGGUGAGAAGGGACAGUUAGCAUGCAGAGACUACCCUCACCCACGACACCUGUGUGCUAAAUUUUCUUUCAGUUCAACUCCGCAUGAUAAGUACUGUGACGUGUGCCACUGUUAUGUCUGUGACUCGCGUGCACCAUGCAUCUACUGGGGCACAGGUCUUUCUACUACUGAUCAUUGUCAUUCCAAUGAUAAAGAGGAAAUAUGGCGGAUAGAGAGGAAAAAAAAGCAAGGCACAUUACCACCGACACCAGCCCAGAAGCUUCCUGUUACUACUCUUUCAAUGAUUCCUCCCUUGCCAAACCAAGCUCUAGCAUUCAAUCCAAUGCAACUCCCCAAUAGUGGUUGUGUAACACAUUCAGUCUCCUCACCCCCACUCCGUGCUUGCCCAUCAAUGACCAGUUUUGGUGUGCCUAGAAGUAAUCAGCGACCAGGGGUCAUUCUGAGCAGAAGCAGAUGCCCACAGAAUUUAAGCAGAUCACCGUCGAUGCUUAGUACAAAUGACCUCAUUCGAAGAGAGAGAAACCAUAUUGGUGGUACUUUGGGGCCUCAAUUUAGCACACAACUGUUUAAAAAGGUAGCGUUUGUGCCAACAGUUUUCCCAAUGAACCGACAUGGAUAUGGUUCAUCUAAUUGCAGAAACGGAUACACAUCACAGCCACUAACAAACCAACAUCCAGUGGUAAUGGAAAAUGAUGAGAUUAAUAUGAGGUGGCAGAACAUUCAAGCGGGAAGUGAGCCAAACUUUGAUUCUUGUCAGAGUUCCUCCCAACCAGAUACUGGCAGCAGCUUCUCAGAAUUUCAUUUAUAUGCUCAACCCCAAGUAUAUAGUCAGCCAAUUCCUCAAUCAGGUGAGAACCAAAAUUUGUACCGACAUGAGAAUCCAACUCCAGCUUCUGCAAAUCCUAGUGCAUUGGACUUCAACUCAGGUUGGAUAGAUAGUUCAACCCAGGCUGCUCAACAUUCCCCAGCAGAAGGUUCCCAAAUUCAAGGUGUACAACUGACAUCUGAUCUGCAACCUGUCCAAAGUUUGUUCCAGAAUGAAAGUCCACCUGUUAGUGCUGCAAAUCCCCUGUAUACUGGGAGCCCAAAUCCAGAUUCAUCGCGGCUCCAUUUGGAGAAUUGGAUUUGUUCUCUAGAACAUGAGUCCACUUCAGAGAUUGCAAAAGAGAUUGUACUUUCAGAAUUAGAUUUUGUGCCUCCUCAGCACGACUCUUUAGAGACAGCCUUGCCGUAUUAUGAUAUUGAAAGCUCUUGGAAUGCUCUUGCACCUGUCUAGCAAAUUAAUCUAUUCUUUUGUUGCUAGACUGGGAAUACGGUGAAGUGUCAACCUUGCUUUUACAGUCAGUUCUUAUGUACAGUUGUAGCAGCUGAAAAGAGGGGGGAGGGGA